This is a messenger RNA of Botrytis deweyae, 2319 nucleotides long. RefSeq lists its product as uncharacterized. Lineage: Eukaryota; Fungi; Ascomycota; Leotiomycetes; Helotiales; Sclerotiniaceae. Gene Ontology annotation, cellular component: cytoplasm. The record is from RefSeq and is a predicted model, not a curated record. Bases 1 to 2319 code for a protein of 772 amino acids. The transcript is spliced from 5 exons. Gene Ontology annotation, molecular function: oxidoreductase activity.
AUGGCACCCACUCCUCCCCGAUUAAGAAUUCUAUCAGUUGGUGGAAAUGCUGUCUCUGCUUUCCUGUCAUGGAGGCUUCAAGCCACCAACGCUUGCGAUGUGACAUUGGUGUGGAAAUCUGGGUUUGACGCUGUACACCAAUACGGGAUAUCAUUCAAAUCUACAUCUUUUGGCAACGAACGAUUCAAACCACGACAUGUCGUCCGCACACCGGAAGAAGCUGCAAGUAACAAAGAGGGCCCCUUCGAUUACGUCCUGCUUUGCGUAAAAGCCCUACCAGAUGUAUACGAUCUCGCGGCAGUAAUCGAGUCGGUCGUCACACCACAACACACAUGCAUAUUAGUCAACACUACAAAUACACUCGGCGUCGAGGCCCACCUGGAAUCGAGGUUUCCAAGCAAUGUCGUGUUAUCACUCGUCUCGGGUGCUGAGAUAGUGCAAUUGGGAGCAAGCGAAUUUGAGCACAAAGGUUCCACCGAGAUAUGGGUUGGACCGGCGACAAAGAACCCUUCGAUGCCUAGCACUAUACAAGGAGAUAUGGCUGAGGCAUUGGCGAUGACUUUGAGUGGUGGGCAAGUUGAGUGUCAUGUUUCCCCAAACAUAAUGCAACAGCAGUUUGAGAGGAUGAUUGGACCCAUAGCAUUUCAUCCACUGAGUGUAAUCUUCGAAACACCGUCGCACGCUGCGUUACUGGAGAAAGUUGGCGUAAAGUCAAUGAUAUCUGAAUUAUUUGACGAAUUAGUCAACCUUGCCCAAGCACAACAUUGUGAAUUUCCCGCAAACUUCAAAGAAAAGAUCAUGGAGGAUAUGACAAAGCCUUCCGACGUCAAUAGCAUUAUGUAUCAAGACUAUGCCGCCAAGCGACCGAUGGAGGUUGAGACUUAUCUUGGAUCCCCUAUAAAGCUUGCUCAGCUUGUUGGCGUUAAGGUGCCUCGGAUAGAGACUCUUUACCCAAUCCUCCAUAAUCUCAACAUUGUCAACCAGCAAAGAAAAGAGACCAACCUCGCACCAAUACCGUCUCCUAUGGCUCCUGCCAUGAGAAUGUCGUCUGCACCCCCUUCUAGACCUAUGAUGAAUGGAGGACCACCUGGGAGAGGUAGAGGGCGUGGACCGCCUAUGGGUCCUCCACCGGGUAUGCGGCGCGGACCAGGUGGGCCACCGAACGGUUUUGGCCGACCUCCAUCAAACGGAGCUCCCCAAUCGCGAAAUCAGUCGAGGCGGGGUUCUUUGGAAGGUAAUGAUCUCGAAGAGUUCAGUCACUUGGUUUUGUAUGAUGAUAUUCCUGAAGGUGGAGAAGCACCCUAUCCUGCUGCAGCUGGCGGUGGUGGGGGUGGUAGUGGUGGUGAGAUUGCCCUAAGAGAGCGAGAAUUAAUGCUCAGACAACGUGAAAUUGCUCUUCGGGAGCAGGAGAUGCGCAUGCGUCAAGGUGCAGGUCCCCCUCCUAGAUCUCGUCGAGGUCCAUCUACACCUUCAGUGCGAAACGGGGGCGGCUUUGACGAUGACGAUGACGACGAUGACUUCUAUGUUGAUCCUGCAGAUGCUCCACCUGUUCCUCUGAUCGAUCCCGACAACUUUGAUAUGAUGAGCGUUACAUCACGUCGAAACCGUGCAAAGCCGGGGCCAACCAAACAACAAAUGCGUGCUAAUCCAGAAUUCGAUAACGGCCCCCCUCCUCCUCGUCGAGGCGGUGGAUUUAUGCGUGGCAACAUUCCCCGAAAUCGAUCCAGCGCCAGAAUAAUAAGUCAAGUUCCCGGCUUACACGACAAUUUGAUGGAUGAUCCCUUGAUGGGUUAUUCAUCCGAUCGAUAUGGUACUGUGGAUAGACGAGCAAUGGGUAUGGAAUCGAGGUCGAGUUCUUUGACAGCCGCUCGGCUGGACGAGUUACAGUAUGGGUCAUCUGGUCCACCACUUCAUGGGCAAGGUGGUCCAUAUCCAACUGCAAGGAGAGCAAGUCAAUCGCCAGGAAAUCCGUAUAGUCCACAAGCACAGAGAGCAAAUGGAAGACCUUCGCCACCGAAUGGGUAUAUGGCAGGGUCUAUGAAUGGCAGACCGUCGCCUCCAGGGGGUAUGAGACAGCCUGCACCUCGGCACCCGCCGGGACAGGGGAAUAUGGUUGCACCGCAACAGGUUGAGCAAUAUGCUGGGGUGAGCGCCCUCCAUCCACCAAAAGGUCCUAUGAACGUGCGAAGUCUGACCGGCAGUGCUAGCGCUAGCGCAGGUAGUGGUGACAGCGGCGCAAGCGCCAACCUCGACUCAGAGCCAUCUGCAAACAGCAGUCAAAGUAGUCUCGGGCCGCGUCCCCCCAUGGGGGUGAGGUAG